AGCAGGAGCAGCUGCCUGCCAGUGCCUACAAGAUACGGGAGGGGGCUGUGACGGUGUUGACCAUGGGGAAGAUGUUGCAUGUCGUCCUGGUGGUGGUGCUGGCCAUGGCGGCAGCGUCGGCGGCGAUGGUGAGCGCGUCGCCGGCCGAGGGGAUCCAGCCGCUAUCCAAGAUCGCCAUCCACAAGGCCACCGUGGAGCUGCACGGCUCCGCGUACGUGCGGGUGACGCCGGCGUUGCUCGGCGACCAGGGCGAAGACACCGUAUGGGUCACCGUGAAAUACGGCUGGGAGAACCCUUCCAGCGACGACUGGAUCGCUGUCUUCUCCCCUGCCGAUUUCAUCUCGGGCUCGUGCCCUAACCCGCGGAGGAACGCCGACGAGCCGGGACUCUGCACAGCGCCUAUCAAGUAUCAGUACGCCAACUACUCGGCCAACUAUCGCUACUGGGGCAAGGGCACCAUCCGGUUCCAGAUCAUCAACCAGCGCUCCGACUUCUCCUUCGCCCUCUUCACCGGCGGCUUCGAAAAUCCGAAGCUGGUGGCGGUGUCGAAGGCGGUGGCGUUCAAGAACCCCAAUGCCCCGGUGUUCCCGCGCCUGGCGCAGGGCAAGACCCACGACGAGAUGACGGUCACGUGGACUAGCGGCUACAACAUCGACGAGGCCUACCCGCUGGUGGAGUGGGGCAUGGUCGCCCCCGGCGGCGGGGUCAGGAACCCCACCCGCACGCCCGCCGGCACGCUGACCUUCAACCGCGGUAGCAUGUACACUUACAAGAGCGGGCACGAGCUCUCCGACGGUACCAUGGUGUGGGGUAAGUCCUACACUUUCCGGGCGCCGCCAACCCCUGGGCAAAACUCACUGCAACGCAUCAUCGUCUUAGGUGACAUGGGAAAGGCGGAGAGGGACGGAUCGAAUGAGUUCGCCAACUACCAGCCGGGGUCACUGAACACGACGGACACGCUGGUCAAAGAUUUGGACAACUACGACAUCGUCUUCCACAUCGGCGACAUGCCCUACGCCAACGGAUACCUCUCCCAGUGGGACCAGUUCACCGCGCAGGUCGCCCCCAUCAGUGCCAGGAAGCCCUACAUGGUUGCGAGCGGUAACCACGAGAGGGACUGGCCCAACACCGGUGGAUUCUUCGACGUCAAGGACUCCGGCGGCGAGUGUGGUGUGCCGGCCGAGACUAUGUAUUACUACCCAGCUGAAAACAGAGCAAACUUCUGGUACAAGGUGGACUACGGGAUGUUCCGGUUCUGCGUGGCGGAUACGGGGCACGACUGGCGUGAGGGGACUCCGCAGCACAAGUUCAUCGAGGAGUGCCUCUCCACGGUGGACCGGAAGCACCAGCCAUGGCUCAUCUUCGCGGCGCACCGGGUGCUGGGCUACUCCUCCAACGCGUGGUACGCCGCCGAGGGCUCCUUCGAGGAGCCCGAGGGCCGGGAGAGCCUGCAGAAGCUGUGGCAGCGGUACCGCGUCGACAUGGCCUUCUUCGGCCACGUCCACAACUACGAGCGCACAUGCCCGCUCUACCAGAGCCAGUGCGUCACCGGCGAGCGGAGCCACUACUCGGGCACCAUGAACGGCACCAUCUUCGUCGUGGCGGGCGGCGGCGGCAGCCACCUCUCCAGCUACACCACGGCCAUCCCCAGAUGGAGCGUCUUCAGGGAUCAAGACUAUGGCUUCGUCAAGCUCACGGCCUUCAACCACUCGUCGCUUUUGUUCGAGUACAAGAAGAGCAGCGACGGCAACGUCUACGAUUCCUUCACCGUCGAUAGGGACUACCGCGACGUGCUCAGCUGUGUGCACGACAGCUGCUUCCCCACCACACUCGCUCUCUGA
Molecule: messenger RNA, 1841 nt
Organism: Triticum aestivum (bread wheat)
Lineage: Eukaryota; Viridiplantae; Streptophyta; Magnoliopsida; Poales; Poaceae
Product: nucleotide pyrophosphatase/phosphodiesterase-like
Exons: 9
Coding region: 63-1841 (592 amino acids)
Molecular function (GO): acid phosphatase activity; metal ion binding
Source: RefSeq, a predicted model, not a curated record